Messenger RNA from Ostrea edulis (European flat oyster), 4746 nucleotides. RefSeq lists its product as uncharacterized. The transcript has 7 exons. Bases 775 to 3864 code for a protein of 1029 amino acids. NCBI's taxonomy places the organism in Eukaryota, Metazoa, Mollusca, Bivalvia, Ostreida, Ostreidae. The record is from RefSeq and is a predicted model, not a curated record.
GUCAUUGCGAAUUGUCUCGAAAAUGGAGGUAUUGCCGCCAUCAUUUGAAACCUGAUGUGGAAUUAUGUAAAAUAUCUACCUAGAAAUACAUAUCACUAAAGGAGGCAGUCGUACUCUGUGGAAUUAGUCAAGUGUAAAGGAGGCAGUAGUACUCUGUGGAAUUAGUCGAGUGUAAAGGAGGCAGUCGUACUCUGUGGAAUUAGUCGAGUGUAAAGGAGGCAGUAGUACUCUGUGGAAUUGGUCGAGUGUAAAGGAGGCAGUCAUACUCUGUGGAAUUAGUCGAGUGUAAAGGAGGCAGUAGUACUCUGUGGAAUUAGUCGAGUGUAAAGGAGGCAGUCGUACUCUGUGGAAUUAGUCGAGUGUAAAGGAGGCAGUAGUACUCUGUGGAAUUAGUCGAGUGUAAAGGAGGCAGUCGUACUCUGUGGAAUUAGUCGAGUGUAAAGGAGGCAGUCAUACUCUGUGGAAUUAGUCAGGUGUAAAGGAGGCAGUCACUAAAGUACCCGUCUUCCUUUUGGGAGUGGUCUCUAGUCUCACCACAUCCAGAGCGUACAUGUGAUUGGCAAAGUUUGCGAUAUCCAUGAAUUUCCCUUGCUGUCUAAUCCCCAGACCAUUGAUAUGCAAAUCUCUGUAAUUCAGAUCUUCACCAGAAAGAGGCCAUUUGGUGACUUAAAUACUUCAAAGAAGUCGGUACAGGGAUUGCGUUUUACCAAGUGACGAGAAUUGGUCCGAUGGAAGACUUUUACAAACUGUAAUCCAACUGAUCACAAUCAGACAAUGGCUCUGACUUCACACGAGUUCACACAGAAAGAUCAUGUUAUAGCUGAAGAAAAGUCUCCCAUAGUGACUGCAGUGUUUUCAAAUUAUACACAAUUUUUUGAAAUCAAAUCUGAAGAUAUCAAUGCCGAAACCAAGUCUGAACAUUCUGUCCCAUCAAAUUGUGUUUUAAGCAGGGAAGAGGUGCGUGUUUUAGGCAGGGAAGAGGCGCAUGUUUUAGGCAGGGAAGAGGCACCCUCCCAGGUCACGACCUCUUCUGUUGUUACACCGUCCUGUGCUGGGAUCAAAUCUAAGGACUUGUCUGUUGACCACGAACCCAAUGAUGGAACUGUCCAAUUUGCUGGUCAAACUUCACAAAAGAAAUCUGAGAGCUGUAUGGCAUUUGAUGAUGUGUCUUUGAAUAAACGUCAUAUUUCAUUCAAAUAUAAACCAGUUUCAACCUGUAAAAGGCCUGUGGAGUUGAUAUGGAAAUGUCCGUGUGGAAAAAUAGGUCGUCAUGUCAUCAAUCUCCCUCUUAUCAAUUAUUUACCAAACACAGUCUCUGAAGCACCAGAAACCCCACCCACUAUUCCAUCAGAGACACCAGAAACCCCCUCCUCUAUUCCAUUGGAGAUGACAGAAACCCCACCCACUAUUCCAUUGGAGAUGAUAGAAACCCCACCCACUAUUCAAUUGGAGAUGACAGAAACCCCAUUCACUUAUCCAUUGAAAACUACAGAAGCCCCACCCACUAUUCCAAUGACGACGACAGAAAUCCUACCCACAAUUUCAUUAGGAACUUCAGAAACCCCACCCACUAUUCCAAAGGAGACAAACAAAACCUCACCCACUAUUCCAUUGGAAACUUCAGAAACCCCACCCACUAUUCCAAUGGAGACAUCAGAAACGGUUACCCCACCCACUAUUCCACUGGAGAUGACAGAAACCCCACCCACUAUCCCAUCAGAGACACCAGAAACCCCACCCACUAUUCCAUUGGAGAUGACAGAAACCCCACCCACUAUCCCAUCAGAGACACCAGAAACCCCACCCACUAUUCCACUGGAGACAAUUACGGAAAUUCUAAAUAUGGAGACUGAUCAAGAAGUUGCAGAUACGAGGUCAGAGGGAAGAGUGAAAACAUGUUCCAAAAAGAGGCCAGAUAGAUUCUGUCCUUACUGCAAACUCAUUAUAAAAGGAGGAAAGUUGAAGCGACACAUUUUCAGAAAGCACAGAAAUGAACCAGAAGUGCGAUUAAUGAAUUCCAAACCUUGCCGUGUUCAAAAUAAGUUUCUUGACACAAAAAGACGUGAAGGUAUUUACGAAUACAAUCUACAACUUAUUGGCGAUGGGUUAGACCCGGUCAUGAGGGAGAGAAAAUCCAUACAAGAAGUCCAGCUUAGAGUGUGUACUGAAUGCAAGGGUUUCUACUCCAGAAAAUUCUUCUAUAAGCAUAAAUGUGUAUUCAAAGGAGACUGUUUGCGUGAAGCCUUCAAGCCCAAGCUGCUUCAGGAAGUGACACCCGAUGAAAUGAAUUCCGAUCGAGGCUUUUUACGAAUUUUGAAUGGAUUCAGAGGAGGAGAAGUGGGGGAUUUCUGUAGGACAGACAAUACUGUCAAAAUGAUCGGAUAUAAACGCUACAUUGUACUCCGGCACGAGGAAAGAAACAAGGAUGAGAUCAGAAAAACAAUCAUGACAGAUAUGAGAGAACUCUCAAAACUUUACUUCCAUUUCCGAAGCAUGAGUUGUAAAGAGAGAACAGUGGAAGAUAUGUUCAAGAUAAAACACUUGCCUGACUUGAUAGAGGCUCUCAAACGACUCGUUACAAAGGCAGAUAAACAGGAGAAAAAGGGCCAAAAAGGUUUCCUGUAUGCAGUUGUUUUGCGAUCAGUGAAAGGUCUGGAAAGCUAUUAUGCCCAAACAAUGCAAAGUGAUAAGAUAAAGGAGUUUAAAAACUUCAAAUCAGCAUUUAGAAAUUUGUCUCGUGAAUCAUAUCCGAGUGCAAGUUUACCAAGUGUGCAGAAGGUUCUUCAAGUGAAAGAAUACAUUGCAGGAGAAAUUUCCUCUACUUUGAAGAGUUACUCGGUGGAAAACUUUGCUUGGCUUAGAAGCCUUGUUGUAGCACGCCUCACAUUGUUUAAUGCAAGGAGAGGUGAAGAAGCUUCCCGAAUUCUUCUUUCUGAGUGGGAGGAAGCAGAAAAAGGAGCACGUCUGCCGGACAAUAAGGUGAUAAAGGUUACAGAUCAUGCGGAACAAUACCUAUCUGGAAAAUUCAUGUGGGCAUACUUACACGGGAAGGGAAAAAAGUAUGUUCCCAUAUUAAUUCCUAAUGACUUAUUAUCGGCAAUCCAGGUAAUCCGAAGUGACAGGCAUAAGUUCGGUGUACGAGAAGAUAAUCCCUUUUUGUUUGCGACAGAGAAUGACCCAUCGUCUUACUGUGCAGGUUGGCACGCUGUAGCUGAAGUGUGUGGGAAGACUGAUAUCCGUAUGAGUUCAGAAACAAAGAUGAGACACAGACUGUCCUCCAUUUACGCUAGCCUGGACAUGUCACCUGAGAAUCAAGAAAUAUUUCUCCUGCUCAUGAGGCAUGAGGAGCUGCAGGUUGACCGAGAAAACCACCAGAAUCCCCUCGGAACUUACUCAGAAAUCAUGAUGGGGAGAUCGCAAAGUUCUGUUGAUGAAGAGCAUUCCUCGGAGACGGACAGCAUGGAUGGACCCAGCACUCAGCCAGAAAUCGCAGAUACAAGUCCAGCCAAGACUAAGGACAACUCAGAGCAUUCCUCGGAGACGGACAGCAUGGAUGGACCCAGCACUGGAUCAGAAAUCGCAGAUACAAGUCCGCCCAAGACUAAGGGCAGCUCAGUUAGAUGGUCAAAGGAGGAGACUAAAUGUAUACGAGAGCACUUCAAGAGCUACAUCUUAGAGAGAAGCGAAAAGAAUAAAGGGAACCUGCCAAGUAAAACAGAAAUCCAGGAAUUUUUGAAGACAAACACAAUAAAAGCACUUGAAGAACUUGAUGAGAAAAAGCAAAUUCUGAAGAUGAGAACAAAAAUCUUUAAUGAAAGAAAAACUACAAGACAGCGAACAACUACAGACCCUAGAAAUCGGUGAAUAAAUAUAGGAACAUGUGAAUAAAUGCAAGAAAAAUGUAGCUGACUGAAAGAACGUUCCAUCAUAUGAGCUGUUUGUAUGUCAUCAGUAUGUCUCAGACAUCGUUACUGUAUUUGUUUGAAAGCUAUAAAUUGCGUGAAAGUGAGAUUUACUUUAAGUUUGCAUACAAAAUACAUGGAAUUAUAUAUAUAUGUUGUCGCACAUCAUUCAAAAUCUUCAGAAAAAAUAUGAUAAGGUUAGGGCUGAAAUGACACACCCCCUUCAUGAUACAAUUUACAGAAGAAACCAAUAAUAACAUUGAAGAAAAAUUUAAUUACCAAGAUUCACAAUCAUAAUUUUAAAAGCAAAAUGUUUCCAAACUGCCAAAUGGUAAGAUGCAUGUUGGCUCUGUAGUUUAAGCUGAUGAAGUGUAUUAUUAUUUUCGUAAAACUCAAAGUAAGCAUUUGUCCCCCAUGCAGGUAAAAAUAAUAAUUACAGGCCGAACCUGAUGUAUUUUACUGAACCAGUAAUAAACGUAUCGAACCAAAAAUCGAGGCAAUGAAUUGAACAUGGAAUUGAGGGUUUAUAUUAAACAGUAUCGAUAUUUUGGUGAAUCAUUUCAGGCCUAAAUUAGGUUGUACUUGAUAAAUUGUUUUUACAUUCUUUAAUGUUUCGAAAUCGGACUGAGAUUUUUGUUUUCUGAAGGCUUUAUUAUUAUGUGAUGUUCUCAGAGUAUUGUUCAGUUUAGUCAUAUUUUAUGGCAUGGAUGAGAUAUAACAAAUUUUACUGUUUCAUAUAUCAGUUUGAUGAUAAAUUGAAUAUUUUUCAUGUAAAACUUGACAGUAUCAAAGCUAUCUUGUCAUUUGUUCUAAAAAAUUAAAGCACUUUUAAAGAACAACAUCA